UCGGGCAGUGAACGCACCACGCCUGUCUGCUCUCUAGUUAAAGUAUGGCGGCCGGGUCUUGCGGAGGAGGAUAACUUCUUCUAGAUUCCUUCCAGAAAACUGUAGGAAGGCGACGGCUAUAACUCUAAACCGCCACGGCAAACACGACCUGGACUGAGAUAGACGACGACAGUGCAACUUGUGGCUUGAAUCGAGCCAUUUUCCUGGAUGAUAAUCGGGUUGGUGUGAUGCGUGAGGACCUGCAGUCAAGAAACUCCCCUGAUUUUUUUCCGCGUCUGUUUUUGCCGACUGUCAGUUAGCCGGCUAUCUGUUCGGUAGCUCACCAGCUUCAUGCUAACGGUCGCUUGUAGUGCUCCGCAGUAGCCAAACGACGAGCUAGCUUGCUGCUUAUAUUUGCUCCAGGAGACAGGGAUGGCAUUUCGCCUCCAUUCGGUAAGCGAACUGGUUGAGAAGGGUGGGGAGAAAACAUUUGAGGACCUGGAUGAUAACUUUAUCAGCACUCAUUAGCCUAGCCUAGCCUAGCCUAGCUUAGCCUAGCUUGGUGGUUCAACGCCAGAAAACGUUGGCCGACAGUUAGCGCUUCGCCUGUCCGCUAGCGAGCUAGCCAAUUAGCAUUUUAGUUGCACAAGAAGACCCGCUAAUCCCCAGUUCAUCCCGUCUGAGUGUUUUGAAGCUUCUGCACUAACUAAUUCAGAGGAACAGUGGGGACUGAACUGCUUUAGUUGGCGAACCUUAAAUUGACCGUUAAUGGGCUAUAACUCAGGGGUGUUUUGGCUUUCAGUCGUUCUUGCUAGGUAUCGUUAGCGAUUUUAUAGGUGUUCUCUGGAGGGAGUGGUAAUGUUAGGUAGCUAGCUAGGGUUCCCUGUAUCAGGGCAACAAGGUCACUCACAUUAUGUCAGGUUUUAAAUGACGAAUAGAUUACAAAUGACACAUUACUGAACGCCAAACGUGUGUGAACCGAUUGGCGUGCGGCACAUUGGGGUGUGUGCCUGUUGUUAGCUUGCUGCAAGACAAGACUUAACACAGCUAGAAAGCGCGCAUCAAUUUGGUUAACUGCUCAAGAUAGGCAUCAGAUAUAGUUUCUUUGACUGAUUAGGCAUUUGAUCAGUAGUCACAGGUAUUGGUGUGAGCUGUUGAUAUCUUGGGGGACCUAAAGAUCAAGUCUGUGGUGGCUGACUGGCUUCCUUGCCCGAUUCAGUGCUGGAAGAGUUUGAUGGACGUGGAAGGCUGUUUGCCAGACUGUCAGUGCUAUACUCAGUCAUGUAUGUCUUGACACAUGGCACCCUGGUAUGUACGUAGUGCCUGCUGUCAGAUAUAAGUGUCGUUAUGUAGCUUUGGUGGUCAGCGAAGGGAAUGUCUUGUCUUUUUUAUUCCUGUUGGUUUGUUUUUUAUUUUCAUUUUUUUUCAAACACAGGAGAGUCUUGUUGAAACAAAGUGGGAAAGCGGUGCAGCCCGGGCUGUGUACAGUGGACAAUGUUUAUUAGUUAGUGCCUAGAAGCUUAGAGGACUAACAAUUCUGCCUACACGUAGGCCACAGAUAUUGUAGAUUAUUCACUGGGGAUUGCAACAGAAGCCUGCCACUCUGGAUCAAGAAAACUUGUCCCUCGUGUCUGGUUGGAGUAACACUCUCAAGCCAAAAUCAAUGCCUUCAGCACUGGCCGUGUUUGCCUGCCGACCCAACUCGCAUCCAUUCCAGGAGCGGCAUGUGUACCUGGAUGAGCCAGUCAAGAUUGGCAGGUCGGUGGCUCGGUGUCGCCCGGCCCAGAACAAUGCCACCUUCGACUGCAAGGUGCUAUCCAGGAAUCAUGCCCUGGUUUGGUUCGACCACAAGACUGGCAAGUUCUACCUGCAGGACACUAAAAGCAGCAACGGGACGUUCAUCAACAGCCAGAGGUUGAGUCGUGGUUCGGAGGAGAGUCCACCCUGCGAGGUCCUCUCCGGAGACAUCAUUCAAUUUGGUGUUGACGUCACUGAGAACACACGCAAAGUCACCCAUGGCUGCAUCGUGUCAACAAUCAAACUCUUCCUACCUGAUGGGAUGGAGGCACGCCGUCGAAGCGAUGUCAUCCAGGCUCCGUUACCACUACCUGUAGACAAGGUUGCAGCCAACACUCCCAGUAUGUAUUCUCAGGAACUGUUCCAGCUCUCCCAGUAUCUACAGGAGGCCUUACACAGAGAGCAGAUGUUGGAGCAGAAGCUAGCCACUCUGCAGCGUCUUUUAGCCACCACCCAGGAGGCAUCAGAGAGCAGCUGGCAGGCUCUGAUCGAUGAGGACCGUCUGCUCUCCAGACUGGAAGUGAUGGGCAGUCAGCUGCAGUCUUACUCUAAGUCCCAGACGGAAGAAGGGAUCCGUAAGGAGCUCUUGGCGCUUCAGGAGGACAAACACAACUAUGAGACGACAGCGAAGGAGUCUCUGAGGAGAGUCCUGCAAGAGAAGAUCGAGGUGGUCAGGAAGCUGUCCGAGGUGGAGCGCUCACUCAGUAACACGGAGGAUGAGUGCACCCACCUGAAGGAAAUGUCUGAGAGGAGCCAGGAGGAGCUGAGGGAGCUCGCUAACAAAUACAAUGCCGCUGUCAACGAGAUCAAAGAGCUCACAGACAAAAUCAAGGCGGCGGAGGGCCGGCAGGAGGAGCUGACCCAGCGGGGAGCGACAGAGAAGAGGGAGUUGGAGCUGCGGAUCGAGGAGAUGGAGGAGAAGGAGCAGGUUCUCCAGGCUCGCAUCGAGGCUCUGCAGGCCGACAACGACUUUAGUAAUGAGAGGCUCGCUGCUCUGCAGGAUGUCGACAUUGUCUCCCACGGACCAGUAGAAGAGCCUGUCGAGGACAAACAGAGCCGGCAGACACCUGAGAGCCACGAGGAAGACGAAGAUGAGGAGGAUACAGACACCGAUGAUGGUGCAGUUGGUGAAGAUGAAGAUAUUGAUGACAACUGUCAUGUUAACAGCAGCGGAGGAGACUCGACUAGAAUCCAACAGUUGAUUGAGUGUCCGCCGGUCAAACAGCUGAAGGAAACUGUAACUUCCUCAAUCCACAAACUUGCCAACUUUGACGAAGUGAUGGACGCCCACCUACAGAACAACCAGACUGCAGAAGACGACAUCCUGGCCAGCCCUGACCGACUCAAAGGGAAUCAGAUGGAUGCCAAAGAGUCAGACAUGUCAGACACGCUGAGUCCUAGCAAAGAUCGCAGCAGUGAUGACACAUCAGACGGCAACAUGGACGACCAGGAACUGAAUGAGCCACAGAACAGAGUAGCUCUGCUCAAAGCUGAGUUGCAUCGGGCCGGUCUAGAGCCUGGAGACACGGAGCAGGUCAUCCACCAUCUCCACAGAGAGCUUCUGGAGGCCCAGGAAUUAGCCAACACCGGCAAGCAGAAAUGUCUGGAGCUACAAGCUCUGCUGGAGGAGGAGAGAAGGAGUAACUCUCACCUGACUGAGGAGUCAACCAAACAGAUCCAGUACUUGCAGACUCAGCUUGGGAAGCUGCAGGCUGACAUGGAGGCACUGAGGGAGCAGAGGGAGAGUACCAUCUGCAGCACCAGAGAGGAGCUCUACUCCGCCCAGGAGGAGAUUCUUGUCCUGCGGCACGCCAUGGAGGCAGCCACGGCAGAGCGGGAGCGUGAGAUCGCCGCCCUGCAGGCCGACCUGGGCAGCGUGCGCUCUGAGCUGGAGCACUGGAGGAAUACGGCCGCCAAGUACGAGGAGGAGAUCAGCCGCCUGCAGGAGGCCUUCACACAGCAUCAACAGCAGCAGAGCACCGCCAACCAGCUGCACGUGGAAUGUGUUGCAUUGCAGCAGCGGUGUGUAUGUUUGCAACAGGACUGUGAUGGCCUGAGAGCUGAACGAAAAGCUCUUAUGGACAAACUGCACCGCCUGGAGGCUGAGCUGAGCAGCACCAGGGAGCAGAGUCUGGUCCUCAGCAGCAGCCUGGAGUCUUUGGAGAAGAGGGAGGAGGUUCUGCAGGACAAGCUGGGUUCUCUGGAGAACCAACACUUGCAGGACGCAAGCAGGCUGAAGAGCCAGUUGGACCAGGCCCAGGCUCGCACACACACACUGCAGAGAGAGUAUGAAGACACACAGUCCCAGCUGUUGGACCUCCGUCAGCGCUACGAGCGAACAGAGCAGGAGAAGCUGAACAUCCACCAGGAGCUGGAGCAGUGCAGGAGCAGCCUAAAGCUGCUGCAGGACAAGACCAGCUCUCCAUCCAUAUUGCAGCCUGUCCAAGCCAUAUUCAUGGGCCUUGUCCUGGCUAUGCUCUACUGGUGUUUCGGCCAGUUGUGGUAGAAAGAGCGGCUGGAGCCCCUGGAUGCCGGUCAUCGCAGUGAUGGUCGCCGUGACGGCAGCCGUCCUCUACCCCAACCUCUCCAAGAGCAGCUCCACCUAGGACACACAAACACACACCUACAAACACAAAGAGGAGAGCAUCACUGCUUUACUUGUAUAAAGUCUAAUUGUACAUAAUUGUAGAGGGAAUAUAAAGGUUGUGGUUUCUACAGAGGAUUCAGAUGCUUCUUAGUUUAUUAUUAUUUUGUUUUUUGUUUUGUUUUUUUUCUGCGACGGGGAGUUCUAUUGUCGUUUGUAUUCUCUGCUCUCUCUCAGCUCUGGUGGGGGCUUUUUGGUUUUCGUCUCUCUGCUGAUUUCUGGGUAACAAAUCGUUCUCUAGCAGGCCGAGCCUCCACACAAAAAAAAACACGCCUCGGGUGACGUUCACACCCGUCCCGUCAUAAACGAACAGGCUGGCGGUGAAUGCAACGCUUUCCAGCAGCCUCGGUGCAGUCGGGGGAACUUGAUCCGCGUUCAUCACUGACAACUGACAGGUCUGCGUCUUCUAGUAGGAGCAUCUGCACACCGUUGAAUAAAGCUCAGUAUUUACCUGUAGCUCUGUCAGGGCUGCAGUGUUUUAUCAACACUCAGGAGGGUUCUUAGGCAGGCUGACAUAUUUUGAUAUUCGGUAUCUUCACAUGUUCCUCUUGACUUUGAACCGCCUCUUUAUUCAGCUUUAAUUUUACUCAUUAAAUUCUUCAAACCCGCUCAGUGUUUUCACUUCCCUCCCUAAAAAUGUAUCUUUGAAAUCUUCAGUAUCAGUCAUCUGUCCCUAUCCCUUUCUUAGAGCGAGAUGAUUACUUUUAGAUUGUAGCUGCUGAUAUUUGGUGCCGGUAUACUUUAAAUAUUUGAAUUUGGUCUUUUUCAUGCCAAAAAAUCGGCAUUAUUCCUUUUUCUUCUUGUCAGUUUGGGAUAUUCUUGCUGAGACAAAGAACAAUGAUUAAAAUCAUAUUUAAACUUCAUCCAAAUAAUUUGUUAAUGUCAGUUCAGUUUUAACGUUAAAUCACCAACUUGGCAAAGCAGGUAACUGCUUCAGACCCCUAGGGGUCCGAGUGGCCUCAAUUUGUCUAUGAAGCAUUAACUUGGAGGAAGGUGAAUACAUCUCGCACUGUUCCUUAUAGAAAUUAAUCGGGGAGGGAAAUCCAUAGCCACAACACACGGGUUGUAUUCAAAGUCAGUUAAACAAAUAAUGUCUUUAUAUUAUGUCAAGAGGGUCCCACUGCUCAUUUAUGCCCUGGGUCUGAAUUUAAUAAAAAGACAAUAUCAACUCCAGACAUCAGUAAACCAAUAACUUAAAUCCACACUAAAAUGCUGCAUUAAUACUUCAUGAAAAUCACAAAUUGAGCAAAAACAGUGAUAAAGAGUGUAUCAGUUAACCACCUUCAGUAUUGUAGUCAACCGUGUACCUGAGUCUGCUGGAAAAUGUUCACAUAAAGGCAGUUUCAGGAAGCCCUGCUCUGUUCUGGUAUGAGUCGGCCAUGUUGGAUGUCUAACAUGGGGUUUUCUCUGUGUUUUGUUUUUUUCUUUUCGUGGGAGUUUGUUGGGUCGGGGUUGAAACUUGAAACCAAAUUAUUCAAAUAAAAAUCAGAUUUAUUUCCUUUGUUUUUGAAUUUUGGGGGCACAGAAAAGGGGGUCGAAGUGCCUCUGAUGUAACUAACACCACCGUUUGUGUAUGUGUGCGGGCAAACAACUAUACACACACACACACACACACACACACAAACCCACACACUUUCUCUGAUAAACACACACAUACAAACCCACACACUUAGUUUAUAUAACUGUCAGAGGUCUGUUGAUGUGUGUGGAGAGAAGCUGUACAUUGGUAAUACACAAUGUCUUGGCUUUUUCCAGAGCUUUCAACUGCUACUCAUGGCCUUCAACAGCGCAUAGAGUUAGCUCAUUGGGUUCGUUCACAACAACUGAACCCACCCAAUGACAACUGAGCUAAAUCUAUGUGUUCAUGAAGCUUGUGAGACGGGGCUUAAAAGCUCAGAAAAUAGCUAGUAAGUGGACCUUGAGAUAAAAUUUUGUCAAAUCAUUAUUGUGGUUUCAUCCCAAUAAUUUAUAUCAGCUGGAUGACGAUUGUAAGCCGCGUUAGCAUCUUUAGGGCGACAGUGUUGGCCUGUUGGCUCAACACUUUGUCCAGAUUAAAAUAUCUCGGCGACUGUUGCAUGGAUUGUAAUUUUGUUCCCAGAGGAUGAAUCCUAAUGACUUUACUGAUUUUCUGACUUUUCAUCCAGUGCCACUGUUUGGUCAAGACAUCCACUUGUCAAUCACUUGAGCUCAUGACAGGAUAGCUCAAAAACAACUGAAUUCUCAUCAGUAUAUUAACUGUCCUCAUGUUAAUAAGGACAGUUACUGUUAGCUUUAACAUAGCUUGUUAACAUGAUAAAAAAACAAGUUGAAGAUACCCUCUGGAGUAACCUUUGUAAACUUUUUUUUUAAAAAUUGCAUUUAGCUGACCAAAACUCAUUGUAUGUGUCAAUCAUGGAUGUAUUUGAAGCUUUGGCUUGAUGGACACCACCACUCAGCUUUGCGAGGAGAACCUGGCAGCAGCCUGCAGAACGGGGCAGGGUUCAACGUUGAAAGUUUAGUCCCACCCAGUAACUCCAACCGUAACCAAUCGCAAUGACGUGUAACCUCCCCAAUUUCGACAGUAAAGCCAAUCAUGAAACCACGGUGGGCGGGAGCCCCGCACUGUUCUGCAGGCUGCAGGCAGGUAUACCUGAGCUUUGCUACCUUUUUCCCCUAGUGGUCACUUGCGGUGCUGCAGCGAAAAAGGCAUCUGCAGCCCAAAAAAAGCGACAUCUGUAAAACUGUUGAUGGGACACCUUGAUCUGUAAGGUCAAUUAUUGGUCUGUUACCAAGUUUUAAACCAUGGAGGUUUAAUGACUUGAAACCAUGGAGGUUUAAAACUUAAAACUUUCCCAGAGCCUAGAAAAGACAUUUUAGGCUGUGACGUCAUCCCAAUAUAAAGUCUAUGUGAAACGUGGGAGAAACACGUGUGUGUGUGCAGUAGGCUGCACAACCGAAUCCUAAAAGCUACAGAAAAAAUGUCACUUAUGCGCAUGGAAGUUAUCAGUCAAGUGAAAAGGCGCCAUCUUUGAGUCCAGUAUCCAGUGUGUAUAAUACAUCCAUAGUGUCAAUCCAAUUCCUUCCUCUUAAACAUUUUCAGUGCCAGUUUUUUUUUUGUUUUUGUUUUUAGAAAAUAUUUUUAAAUCCUAAAUUGCUUUAACCCAUGUUUGCUAGCUUGCAGUUGACGUUCCUUACCUUUUACAGGCCCAUCGCUGCACAUCCUGGCACUUUACCACAGUCAGCCAUUGAUUAAUGGAAUAACAUGAAACCUUUGGCAGAAUUGUGUCUCGUAAAACCAUUGCUCCAUAGUGCUAAUAGUAGCCAAACAAUCUUUAGAGUAUGUUUGAAGCUGUGGUAUAAUUCAGCACAAAGUCCAUUUUAGAUUGAUGAGCCAAGUCUACAGGGCAUGGAGCUGAGUCAGAGGUGCCCUGAUUGCCACCAUAUAUAGGAUAAUGCCACGUUCAUGUCUAAAUUGAGUUUUUUUUAUUUACUUGUAAAAGCGUUCGGGUCAACAACCAAGACGUAAUUACAGCUGGGAACGCUCGGAUAUGUCGCCUUAAUGGCGCUUAAUAAAUGGGAGUGUCGAAAGUGAAAUAUGGACACCAUACACAGUACGUCCACCAUAAUCGUAUAAUCCUUCAAUUUAAAGUUAAUUACACCCAAAUGUGACAGAUAUAGUGCUGUUUUUUCAAAGCACAGUGUUUUUAACCCAUCAUGUGACCAACUCUUUAGUCGCACAACUGUCGUGAACAUUAGAAAAUCAUAAACAUGACAAUCUUUCUCAUCUCUAUCAUCCAUCGCAUAUGACAUGAACUUAGACUUUUAAUUUGGAGAACAACGUGUUAUUUCCUCUGGUGCCACGCUCAGCACAAACUUUACAUUUUUUUGCCCCACUUUGGGGAAACAGCUAAGGAUAAAAAAAGUCGUCUCCUCAGUUUUCCUCCAUCUAAGGUUUGAUAUUUCUUAUGAGUAAUGAGCUUUACAGCCUCACAGGGCAUCGUGCAUUACCACAGAGUUCAGUUAAGGUAUCGAGCAAGAGUUUUUUUUUUUUUGUGUGUGUUUAUUUGUUUGUUUUUUUAGUUUUCAGCUCUUGAAAAGUCUCAAACUGAAAAACGUGUCCUAAACUUGUAACAGAGAAGAUAACUGUCAGUAUUACUUAAAAAAAAAUAAAUAGACGAAACGUACUGAUUAUCAACAUGGUUUUAUAUUUGUUUCAAUAUUCUGUGAUAAACGUCAGACCAGUUGAGCAUUGUUGUCCUCCACUCCUCCAUCUCCUCUCCAAACACAGUUGAACAAUUCAGGCCUCUGCUGUUAGCAGACAUUAGAUUAUUUCAAGGUGUGUGUGUUUGUGUGUGUGUGUGUGUGUGUGUGUGUGUGUGUGUGUGUGUGUGUGUUUGGUUCACACUCUGGACUCUGGAGCAACGUUUGUCAUCAUUCGUGUACUCUGUCUUGUUUCUGUGUUUUAAAAAAAAAAAAAAAAAAAAAAAAAA
Molecule: messenger RNA, 8889 nt
Organism: Xiphias gladius (swordfish)
Lineage: Eukaryota; Metazoa; Chordata; Actinopteri; Istiophoriformes; Xiphiidae
Gene: slmapa
Product: sarcolemma associated protein a
Exons: 25
Coding region: 1643-4282 (879 amino acids)
Biological process (GO): protein localization to plasma membrane; regulation of membrane depolarization during cardiac muscle cell action potential; regulation of voltage-gated sodium channel activity
Molecular function (GO): protein binding
Source: RefSeq, a predicted model, not a curated record